Messenger RNA from Eucalyptus grandis, 523 nucleotides. RefSeq lists its product as uncharacterized. The transcript has 4 exons. Bases 131 to 523 code for a protein of 130 amino acids. Lineage: Eukaryota; Viridiplantae; Streptophyta; Magnoliopsida; Myrtales; Myrtaceae. The record is from RefSeq and is a predicted model, not a curated record.
UUGGGUAGCAUUUAAUGAUUAACAUAGUUUAUAUGCUUUGAUAAUUUUUUUACUCAUAUCCUAUACUUUUCUACCUCUUUCAUCCUUGUAGGUUAAUUGGUUAGUCUCCACUAUAAACAAGUCUCGUGUUAUGAUUGGAUCGAAUGAAGCAUGUGGUUCAAAGAAACAAGACAUUCCGAAUCAAGGAGGAGAACCCGACCGAGUGUAUACAUCACUUAGAGCAAUAGUCAAUGAAGUUGCUUCACAAUUGAGAAAAAAUUCAGAUGAGGUGCUUGAUCCGGAUCCGAUAUCGUAUUGUAUACCGGAACAUUAUGGCGGGAUAAAUGCAUCGAAUAUCGAGGCACAAUCAAGUCCAUCUUCAGCCAAAGCCAAAACUAGGGCUAAAAGCACGCUAGUUGGGGAAGAGAUUGUAUCUUUUGUACUACCCCUGGAUUGUCAAAUUGGGACAGACUCGAGCAAGAAUAUCCAACAUCAAUCUUCAUGUGAAGAGAGGCUUCAAGAGUGGCAUAUUGAAUGCAGAUGA